AUGAUUUUAUACAUUUUAUUAAUUAUACUUCUCUUAUUAAUUUAUUAUGUUUAUAUGAAAUUUUUACACCGAUCGCGUCGAAUGGUAUUUUAUUUAGAAAAAAUUCCUGGUCCUAAAACACUUCCGAUUCUUGGUAAUGCUUUAGACUAUUUAGUCACGCCAGAUCAAUUAUGGGACUUUACACGAUUUUUAAACAAUAAGUAUUACCCGAUUUCGCGAGUAUAUAGUCUUAAAGAUGGUGGAAUUCACAUUCGUCAUCCCGACGACGUUGAAAUAUUACUAUCGAGCUCGAAGAAUAUUUCAAAAAGUAAAAUUUAUGCUUUUUUGUACCCUUGGUUUGGUACCGGUUUAUUAACGAGUACGGGUAUCAAAUGGCAAAAAAGAAGAAAAAUAUUGACUCCAGCGUUUCAUUUCAACGUACUAAAAGAAUUUUCGGAUAUUUUUGACCAAGAAGCGCGACGUAUGGUUCACGAUUUACAAUCUGAAGAAGAAGAAGAAGACGUAACAGUAGAUCUUGUUCCUUUCAUAACAAAAUAUACUUUGAAUGCUAUUUGUGAAACGGCGAUGGGAACGUCACUGGAAGGACAAAAAAGUUCGAUGGAUAGUUUCCAGAAAAUUUAUCGUAAAGCCAUACACGAUCUAGGAAACUUAAUGUUGCACAGGCUAUUAAGACCGUGGCUGCAUCCAGAUUUUUUUUUCAAUCUUUCACCUACAUCAAGGAUGCAAAGUAAAUGCUUGGACAUCGUCCGUGGAUUUUCUAAGAAGAUUAUCGGCGAGCGUAGGAAGUACCAUGAAGACACACAAGGAAUUCAUCUGAAGGAAUUCACAGAGACAAAUACUGCAAAAGACGUAGACAGACAAUUAUUCAGGAAAAAAAGAUUAGCAAUGCUUGAUUUACUAAUUGCUGCGAUGCGAAACGGUCAUAUCGACGAAGACGGUAUCUCGGAGGAAGUUGACACUUUUAUGUUUGAGGGUCACGAUACCACGGCAAUGGGAAUUUGCUUUACUCUUUUACUUCUGGCAGAACAUCGUGAAAUUCAGGCACGAGUAAGAGAAGAAUUUGAUAACGCCAUUGAAAGUUCCAAUGGUCAAAUAACUAUUACGGAAUUACAAAAGUUAUCUUAUCUCGAGCGUUGUAUCAAAGAAGCUUUGCGUUUAUAUCCAAGCGUUCCGUUUAUUUCCCGAGAUGUUACUGAUGACAUACAACUAAGAGAUUAUUUUAUACCAAAGGAUGUGAUGGCCCAUGUCCAUAUCUAUGAUUUACACCGCGACCCGAAUUUUUGGCCCGACCCGUUGCGGUACGAUCCAGACCGAUUUAUACCUGAGAACAGCUACGGAAGACAUCCUUUUGCAUAUGUGCCAUUCAGCGCAGGACCGAGAAAUUGUAUUGGACAAAAAUUUGCAAUGCUAGAAUUGAAGGCGAUAAUUGGACACUUGAUACAUAACUUUUACUUAGAGCCCAUUGACUUGGCAGGUGAAAUCCGAAUGAUGCCGGACUUAGUUCUAAGACCCAAACAUUCUGCGAGGAUUAAGCUAAUCUCUCGUUCUAAGUGAAUUAUUUAGUGAGACAAUUAAACUGUUGAUAGUAGAGGUCGUUCACCUGAAAAAAAUUUUAUUAAAUCUAAGUUUUUAAUAUUUAAAAUACCAUUAAUAAAAUUUAAUUUUCCAAUAAUUGUAUUUUAUUAACACACUUCUAUUAGCUUAUUAAUAAAAUGCCGG
Cotesia congregata is the source of this 1719-nucleotide messenger RNA. The record is from the annotation of a GenBank genome assembly. Lineage: Eukaryota; Metazoa; Arthropoda; Insecta; Hymenoptera; Braconidae.